Molecule: messenger RNA, 2939 nt
Organism: Candidula unifasciata
Lineage: Eukaryota; Metazoa; Mollusca; Gastropoda; Stylommatophora; Geomitridae
Source: the annotation of a GenBank genome assembly
AUGCCACUUGAUGGGCUCUCUUUGGAAUUAGACAUUGGCUUGACCAGAGGCAGAAUCAAAGACCUCACACUGUAUCUCCACAAUAGACUCAAGAAGGCCCAGCGAUACUAUAGGAUGAAACUCAUGGUUGUGGGCUUUGGUGGGAGAGGAAAGACAAGUCUUCUACAGGCGCUAAAGAGGAAAAUUCGGAACAUCCCUUCGGAGAAGCCAGCAGUCACUGUUGGUGUGAUUGUUGAAGACUGGAGAUAUGACAGACAGAGGUUUAAUAAGACUGUGACUUAUACCCUCAACACUUGGGACUUUGCUGGGCAGGAGGACUUCUAUAGCACCCACCAGUGCUUUCUGUCCAACAGGACUUUGUACCUGGUUGUGUAUGACAUCAGUAUGGGUACAGAUGAGAUAGACAAGCUGAAACCAUGGCUGUCCAAUAUUCAUGCUAGAGCUCCAGGCUGUCCAGUGAUUGUUGUCGGCACCCAUUAUGACCUCCUACCAGAAGAGAGCCGGGAGGAUGUUGUUGCAGAUUUUGAGGUGAAGCUAAAGGAACUGAUGCACAAGCCAGGUUUCCCAGUGAUCAGCUGUUUUGCUAUUGUUGCCUUGAACAAGGAAACCAGAGAACUGGAGCAGCUCCGAAACAAAGUAAAAGACAUUGUUGAUGAUUUUAAAAUCAAAAAGCAGCCAGUCAUGGGACAGAAAGUUCCAGCCAGUUAUGUGAAACUGGCUGAUUUGCUGAAUGAGGAGGCCAAGAAAAUUGAGAAGAGUUUUCCUGUGCUGACACACUCACAGCUGGUGCGUCUCAUCAAGAUGGAGAACUUGGGGCUAGACGAAGAUGACGAACUCAAGCAGGCUGUGAACUUCCUCCAUGAAAGUGGUGUCCUGCUGCACUACAACGAGUCCACCCUUCAGAUGCGAGACUUCUACUUCAUCAACCCUGGCUGGUUGUGCCGCAUGAUGGCCCAAGUGGUCACUGUGCCACAGAUCAAUCCUUUCAUUGACAGGAAUGGGGUGAUGAAGAGGUCCUCAGUACAUCUGUUGUUUACAGGCAAGGAGAUGUCUGGACACAACAGUUUCUCAUUUCCUUCAACACUGAUCCCCCAUUACCUUCAUCUGUUAGAAAAAUUUGAGAUUGCAUUGCCAAGAAAUGAAGAAGAGCUUCUCAUACCCUGCCGACUGCCACAUAGAAAACCCAACAUUGAGAUGCCAGUUCCAGAUCGCAGAGAGCUGGUGAUCCGGUGCUACGUCAUGCCGCACACACCCAUCGGAUUCUGGUCCCGCCUGCUGACCAGGCUGAUUGUCUUCUCGGAGAGCAAGUUUGCUGAGACUAUGCUCUGUCUACAAGAAAAGCCCCAAGUUCAGUUUUGGAAGGAAGGAAUAUUUGUCAAAUGGAGCCAGACGGCAUUUUUUCUGGUGGACAGCCACAAGAGUGACCAUGAAGAGAUUCACCUAACAGUCUGUAACACAGCUCAUGGCAGCAGACUGAUGGGAUAUCUUGUGGAUCAUGUGGACUCAUUGGUGGAUGAGUGGUACCCUGGUCUCACCACUAUUGAUCCUAUGCUUGGUAGGGAGCUCUUGGAAAAACAUGUACCCUGUACCAUGUGUCCUGGUCCUCAGCUGUACAGCUUCAGAUUUGAAGAUCUGCUGAAGGCAUCUGAGAACCACACGGAAAUUUUCUGCCCAGAACAUCAGGGGAUGGUUGAUCUGGGGAAACUGGCCCCAGAUGUGAUGCUGGCAGAUGUUGAGCCUCACUUUCAUCUGGACAUGGAUCAGUUUGAUUUCAGGGAAAGUCCAGAAAACCUGUGUGGAGAUGGGGGGUUUGGAUCAGUUUACAAGGCUUUGUACAGAGGAAAGGUGGUGGCAGUUAAAGUGUUCUCUGCCAUUGGAGACAUCCACCCACACAAAAUGUUGAGGCAGGAGGCCACCAUACUGCGAAGACUGAAACAUCCCAGCGUUAUUGCCCUGGUGGGUGUAUCUCUUAGGCCAGUCCGCCUGGUUGUCUUGGAGUUUGCCUCAAAUCAGUCUCUUGGUGAUGUGUUCAAAUCCAGCCAUAACCUCAGCCGGACUCUGCAGCUAAAAAUUUCUCAACAGGUUGCGGAAGGACUGGACUAUCUCCACAGUCUCUUGAUUGUCUACAGGGACCUCAAGCCUGACAAUGUCUUAGUUUUUAGCUUGGCUCCUGAUGCCCUGAUCAAUGCAAAGAUUGCAGAUUAUGGCAUCUCCCAGUUCACCACCUUGUUUGGCCUCACAGCUCAGGAAGGUACCCCAGCUUACAGAGCUCCAGAAGUCAUCAGAGGGGAGACUUACUCCUCCCAGGCAGACAUUUUCUCUCUUGGAAUACUCAUGUACAUGGUUGUGACUGGAGGUAUCCACCCUUUUGAUGGUUUGGAGUUCAACGGUGAAAUUGACAAGGCUUUUGCUGAUAACCUCCCUAUUCCUCCUUUUACAAAAAGAGGUUGUCCUCCUUGGCCAGACUACCAGGACUUGGUCACUCAAUGUCUCAACCAGGUUCCAGACUACAGGCCAAAGGCUAAGGAAGUGUUUGACCGGCUGAGCUCGGCCGAGUUGUUCAGCCUGAGAGAGGUGCUUCCUGUCUCUGUGAGAACCACAGUGGAGUGUAUGGUAGCACAGCAACUGGACAGUAGAAACAUCCGCUUGUGGGUGGCCAGUGGCGACAACGAAUACAUGCAGCUCAGCUGGCUCAACUUACUGGACUACAGAAAUGAUAGCCUUCACUUAAACCGCUCCAGACGGUCGGUGGAUUAUUAUAAUCAAGGCACAAUGUUCAGGGACGGAAGGGUUCUGUGUAUGCUGCCAGUUAACAAAGAUCACAUCUUGCUGGGUACCCAGGCAGGCAAAAUUUGGGUGUUCAAUGCAAUCAGCAAUGAGUUGGAGCAUUCCUCGCGACAGUUGCAGGACUCAGUUCUCUCCCUGUAUCUUGUUCAGAG